This is a messenger RNA of Schizophyllum commune H4-8, 1755 nucleotides long. RefSeq lists its product as uncharacterized. NCBI's taxonomy places the organism in Eukaryota, Fungi, Basidiomycota, Agaricomycetes, Agaricales, Schizophyllaceae. Gene Ontology annotation, molecular function: protein binding. Bases 230 to 1597 code for a protein of 455 amino acids. The record is from RefSeq and is a predicted model, not a curated record. The transcript is spliced from 2 exons.
ACUGAUUGUCCUUUCAGUGGCCCUUUGUGUGAACUAUCGCGCUUCCCUUCCAAUAGAUCUUUGACCAUUUAUGCUAUAUAGGUCGACUCUGCGCUUCUCUCUUCUCCUCUCGCCUCGUCCAGUCGAAUACGUGGCCUAGCACGGGUACCGAAUCCAUUCACCUAGCCUCUUACCAAGAAUUCCACCUUCCUCAGCGCAGUUGUGCCCCAGCUCCUUCAUCUAAUGGACCAUGCACUCCGGUAUAUCGGUCGACAACGUCUUUGUGCCUCCGCUGGGGCCGGAACACGAGGUGGCCACCUCUCCGGCGUCUUGGCCGCUCGUCGCGCCCAUCCAUCGCCUGCCCAUCGAACUGCUGUCAAGAGUCUUUGUCGAGCUUAGCGGUGCUCAGGUAGAUCAAUUCAAACACAAAUCAGAUGAGCGGUACGUCCCUCAUCUCAUGACCAUCACGGCUGCCAGCGUGUGCAAGCGGUGGCGCGCUGUGGCUCGAGGUACACCAGACUUGUGGGCAUCUAUCUACGUCAACAAGAAGACUCGGCACGUCGAAGCAUUUCUCGAUGCAUGCAUCCUCAACUCUGGUCGGCGCUCACUCGACCUGCACUGCUCUUCCAAGAAACUCCUUCCUACCUUCCUUUCACGACUUUUGCCUCACAAUGAGCGGUGGGAGCAUCUGUCCAUCUCCGCGGGUGAAACCACACCCCUCGCUGUCCUGUGCACAAGCCGAUAUAGCUUUGGGGCACUGAAGGAGCUCCAUCUCGAAGUCGUAACUAUGCCAUCGGGCACGUGGGACUUCCUCGCCAACGCACCUCGCCUCGAAGAACUCUGUGUGACCGGCUCGUCCACGCGGGGAAGAGUCAUCAUUCCACCCAUGUACAACCUUCGGAGGGUGGAGUAUCAUGUCAUGUACGAGGUGUAUCACGUCUCCUCCAUCUUCGACGCCGUCGCACACUCUCGCGAGACACUCGAGUCGCUCUAUCUCUCCUUCAACUGCUCGCCAUCGGACCUGGAGCUGGGGCAGCCGGUGCUCAUGCCCGCGCUCGCGCAACUGGACCUCGACUGGACGUGCCAAGUCUUCAUGAAGUCCAUCAUCGCGCCCAACCUUACCGACAUCGUCAACGUGUGCCCGCACGACGAACUGAGUACACCCCGGCUCGUACUCACACUAAUAACCCACCCGCAAGCCGACCCCCGUUCUCUGGGAUUACUCGACCUCCAGGCUCUGUACGUUCUCGACGAGGAGCUCAGCCGGACCCUCCUGCAAGCCCUCACCCUCAUGGUCAAUCUCGAGCCCGCGACGCCCCACCGCAGCGACACCUUGCUCGUGGGGCUUUCUCUCGCGAAGCACCACGGUGUGCCGCCCAUCCUGCCACUUCUGUCGAAGUUGUCCUUCGGCAUCGAGCCAUUCCUCAGUGCCGACGAGCUCGCGCGGCAGCGCCGCCUUCUCCUGGACGUAGUCCGCUCUCGGAUGGAGCCGAAAACGCUCGAUGGGCAGGCAUUCGUCGCUCUACGGGGCUUCGCAAGCAGCAUCGAGCUUCCCGAGCUCCGCCCGAAAGUAGAGGAGUGGUCUUGUACUGCACAGUAUGCAUACAUCGGGAAUUGAGGAGUGUGAGCGGACGACUUGGGGUAGUCAUCGUCUUGUGGAACUUUGUCUAAUUUGCUCGAAAUGUUCUUUCCUCACCAAAGCGCCACCCUCCGCUCCUACUUACUACGACUGCAUGCGCUGAAAGCACCGCCACCAUCUGCCACUUUUGCCCGUCU